GAGAGAGAGGGGAGGACUGUAUAAUUAUUAAUUGGGAUAAAUGACACAGUGAACAGAAGUGCUGUCAGAGGUGUUGAGGAUUUUUGAGAGAAGUGGGGUUGUCAUGGAGGUCCAGCUGAUGGAUGAGGUGACCUUUAGCUGAGACACAAAGGACAAAACUGGCAGAAAUUAGGUAAAAAGAGCAAAGGGAAUACAUUAAAACCUAGAAUUGAUUUCUAAAACCAGACCGCUUUCCCUUUCAAUGUCUUAAAUCAACAUGUAGUAAGCGUGCAUAUUUAUAGGAUCAAUGUGAUAUUUUAACAGAGGCAAUACGGUGUGCAUUGAAAAAAUUGGGAAUUUAAGAUCUGUGCGUUUUCAUAAUAUAUUUAUGUUUGGGACAAAAUUUUGAAACUUUGAAAGGAAAUGUAGAAUUUCUUCACUACUUUCUUACGUAUAUGCCAGUAUGUAUGUAUUUAGGAGUACGGUUCCGACUGAAGUUUGAUUUCCUGAUUAGGAGAGAAAGAUAAGUUAUGGUCUCCUUUUUCUGUGGCCUUUCAAUAAGCGCUUGUUAAUUGACACGAGCUCUUCGCCUUGAUGCCGUCUUGGCAGAGCCUGCCGCUCUGUGCAAGAUCUGUGAAAUUAAAUCUAAUGUUAAUUUACUCACGGGCACAAGUAACAUAAAUCAAGACAAAACAUCCAACUCAAACAAAUAGCUGACUAAUCUUGACAACAAAAUUAUGAAGGGAGGUUUAAUUCUUCAGUUUGUUGACAGCAGUUGGAACAGUGGAUAAUCAAUAAAUACAUGAAGGGAAAAUAGUCAUACUGGGUUAUUAAUCAUAAAAUUCUCUAGCUGAAUGAAUCGGAUUAAUAUUAGUCAUUACAAUGGUUUUGUGGAUGGAGUCCAAAGUUUGGUUAUUAGUUGGUUUAGAAGGGUCUUAUCUGUUUAUUCCUCUCAAAAUAAUAGUGGCAUGGAUUUAUAAAUUAUAGUUAUUAUAAACAUGUGCAUAUUUUCAGAACUUGCAUAUGAUCCAUCAUUCUUUAUAAUAGACUAUGUAUUUUGAUAUAUGAAUGUAUACCUAGUCCUCAUAUAUCAUGUCAUUAUACUUACACAGACAUUAUGUGGGCAUAAGUAAUAGAUUAUUUACCUCCAUCCCCAAAUCUUCUCAAAUUGAAUAUGAUUUUUAUAUAUGGGACAGUACCUGAGAAACCUUAGAACUAAUCUAUCUUUGACUUUCUCUCUACAUAAGCCACUAUGUUCCUCCUCUUGAGACAAAGGAUUUGUUUAUUUGAUUUGUCCAAAGACCUGCACUCAUCUUUAGUGAAAGCAUCAGCCUGCUAGAGCUGUGUAACACAAGACAAGCCUGCUCCUUUGAAUUGCUGCUUAGUUUGACUAUUACAUGGUAAAGAAAAUUAUUAUUUAUGUACUUAGAAUUUUUUAAAGCUAAUCCCCUAUGGUUUUUCUUCUGUGUGUCAUGAAGGGAUCAUAGAAAAGGCAAGGAGGUGGACCUCUGAAUAAGAAUUAUCAGUGAUUCCUCUUACCCCAGCGGCAAGCCAGAUGGGCACAAGUCUAUGUGUAGGUCUAAAUGAAGAUCUUUGACAGCCGGGCAGGAGCGGAAGCAGCCAAAAACGCAUUGAAUGGUAUUCGCUUUGAUCCGGAGAACCCGCAGACCCUGAGGCUAGAGUUUGCCAAAGCCAACACCAAGAUGGCCAAGAGCAAACUAAUAGCGACACCAAAUCCCACCAGUGUCCACCUUGCUCUAGGAGCACACUUGAUCGCCCGGGACCCUUAUGACCUGAUGGGGACUGCUCUGAUUCCUGCAUCCCCAGAGGCCUGGGCCCCUUACCCUCUCUACACCACAGAGCUGACCCCAGCCAUUUCACAUACCACGUUCACCUACCCAGCUGCCACUGCUGCUGCUGCUGCCGCCGCCACCCUACAUGCUCAGGUGCGCUGGUACCCCUCCUCUGACACCACCCAGCAAGGAUGGAAGUACCGCCAGUUCUGUUAGCUCCUCAGUCUUGUCACCCUGGAGUUGGUCCUGGGUUGUGUGGGGCCAAAACAGGGCUCUGCCCUCACUGCCACCCGAGGCCUGUGCGGAACUGCUGCUUCCCUCUAGACACUGUGAAUCUGAAGCCUGAC
Molecule: messenger RNA, 2119 nt
Organism: Mus musculus (house mouse)
Lineage: Eukaryota; Metazoa; Chordata; Mammalia; Rodentia; Muridae
Product: predicted gene 3470
Exons: 1
Coding region: 1563-1988 (141 amino acids)
Source: RefSeq, a predicted model, not a curated record